Molecule: messenger RNA, 2580 nt
Organism: Cynoglossus semilaevis (tongue sole)
Lineage: Eukaryota; Metazoa; Chordata; Actinopteri; Pleuronectiformes; Cynoglossidae
Gene: sephs1
Product: selenophosphate synthetase 1
Exons: 10
Coding region: 321-1499 (392 amino acids)
Biological process (GO): L-selenocysteine biosynthetic process
Cellular component (GO): cytoplasm
Molecular function (GO): ATP binding; selenide, water dikinase activity
Source: RefSeq, a predicted model, not a curated record
CCGCCACUUUUCGAGCUGACGACUUUUAGAUAUCUCGUCAGUUUCCUCUAUUUGCAUUAAUCAAGGUUGUGAUAUAAUUUAUAAAUUGUCGCUUUAUUUGUGUGAUAAUUAAAUAUUACGUAAUUGUGCUCGAUUACAGGUGUUUUUCGUUGCGUAAAGACAAUUUAGAAGCCAAAUAUUUCUUAAUUUUUGUCAGGCAUUCUCUGUCGUCGCCCGAUUCUUGCCGCAAUGCAUUGUGGUCCUGUCCCCCGCUCAUCUGUUGGGAUCUACUGCUAACGUGAAGCUGGUCCUGGUGGUGAGGGUCCAGAAUUAUUAAGACUAUGUCUUUGAGGGAGUCAUUUAACCCCGAAAGCCAUGAGCUGGACAAGAACUUCAGACUCACACGCUUUGCUGAGCUCAAGGGCACAGGCUGCAAGGUACCACAAGAUGUUUUAACAAAGCUGCUAGAAUCCUUAAAUGAGAACCACUUCCAAGAGGAUGAACAGUUCCUAGGGGCAGUAAUGCCUCGAUUAGGCAUAGGUAUGGACACCUGUGUUAUACCACUCAGACAUGGAGGCCUUUCUCUAGUACAGACUACAGAUUACAUCUACCCCAUUGUAGAUGACCCCUACAUGAUGGGAAGAAUUGCAUGUGCCAAUGUUCUAAGUGACCUGUACGCUAUGGGAGUGACGGAGUGCGACAACAUGCUGAUGCUGUUGGGAGUCAGCAACAAAAUGUCCGAGAAGGAGAGAGACACAGUCAUGACGCUGAUCAUACAGGGCUUCAAAGACGCAGCAGAGGAAGCGGGUACGUCUGUAACAGGAGGACAGACUGUGCUGAACCCUUGGGUUGUGAUGGGAGGAGUUGCUACGACAGUGUGCCAGCCAAACGAAUUCAUCAUGCCAGACAAUGCAGUUCCUGGAGAUGUCUUGGUGUUGACCAAGCCCCUAGGGACACAAGUGGCUGUUGCAGUUCACCAGUGGUUAGAUAUUCCUGACAAGUGGAACAAAAUAAAGUUGGUGGUAACCCAGGAGGACGUGGAACUGGCCUACCACGAAGCCAUGAUGAACAUGGCUCGACUUAACAGAACAGCCGCUGGACUCAUGCACACCUUCAAUGCGCACGCAGCCACUGACAUCACAGGGUUUGGCAUCCUUGGCCACGCUCAGACAUUGGCACGGCAACAGCGAAGUGAAGUAUCGUUUGUCAUCCACAAUCUCCCGGUCCUCGCAAAAAUGGCCGCCGUGUCCAAGGCCUGUGGGAAUAUGUUUGGCCUCAUGCACGGCACCUGCCCUGAAACAUCAGGGGGCUUGCUCAUCUGUCUGCCCCGAGAGCAGGCUGCCCGCUUCUGUGCAGAGAUCAAAUCUCCGAAAUACGGAGAGGGCCACCAAGCAUGGAUCAUUGGAAUUGUAGAAAAAGGAAACCGCACCGCUCGCAUCAUCGAUAAGCCUCGGAUCAUAGAGGUGGCGCCACAAGCUGCUACACAGAACGUCAACCCGACGCCCGGCGCAACGUCUUAGUCCACCUUUACUGAAACAGACGGGUGUCUGGAAGCGCUGCGUGAUUCUUAGACAGAUAAACAACAAAACCAUCCUAGAUUGAUCAAAUAAAUGCACACAAUAGUCAUGUACACAGAAAAGACUGGGCUGGUGUGUCUCUACGUGAUAAAGCGCAGCACACGGUGGCUCAGGGAGCAUGUCGCCACCCAGUGGACUCAAACUCAUGUAUCCCCACUAUAAAAAAAAACAACAAAGAAAAUGAUCAUAAAUAAUCCUUAUGCCUUUUUGUCUUCCUUGUGUUCUGUUAAACCUGUGACAGAAUAUGGUUAAAAGCAUUAUAGACAAAAAUCUGAUGUCGAUUGUGAAUCUUCCGAAGUCUGAAGUGCGUAGCCUCUUAAAAGAUGUACUCAUCCAGCGACAUCCAUUUGUUGUGGUGUUUUCAGUUGUCCAUUUCUUUUUUUGUACAGUCUUCAAAACCUGGUUUAAGUUCAUUCCUGUAACUAAUGCCUUGAAGGGGUCUGAUGAGAUUCUUUUUUUACUAUUACUUUAACUUUUUUGUACUGUCCCUACAUAAACCAAUAAAUACUAAAAAAGAAGAUGCUUUUGUUGGAGCUGCAGGUAUGUGAAUAAUCACGUGAAUGUUUUAUAACAAGCCAUUGAUUCUAAUCAGUCACAGUGUUGUUGCUGCUGUGUGCUGAGGCACAGUGUGCUGUAAGAGAUCAUCAGGUGUACCAUAGAAAACUAUUAUUUAUUUACUGUAAGUAAUGUUACAUGCUGAAUAUUAAAUGUGUCCACUAGAUGGCAGCAGAUGGAUAUCAAAACAUGAAAUAGACUCCCAGCAGAUGGAAGAUCUUCCAAGUGUCUUUCCUCAAUAUACUGCAGGUGUUUCAGGGUUGUGUACAACAAAACAGGCCACUGGACAUGUUAAGUUGGUGCCAAUGUUAGUGUGAAUGCUUAGUUAUCUUUAUGGUAACUGUCCUGAGGGAGCCGAUGGCAGCUACAAUUAGCUCUAGCCUCUCCACCCGUCUUCCUAGACCCUGAAAUGGAUUAUGUAAUAGAAAACAAAUUUAUCAUGGACUAAUAAAUACCUAAAAUGUUUGUU